Messenger RNA from Camelina sativa (false flax), 568 nucleotides. RefSeq lists its product as uncharacterized. The record is from RefSeq and is a predicted model, not a curated record. Lineage: Eukaryota; Viridiplantae; Streptophyta; Magnoliopsida; Brassicales; Brassicaceae.
ACAUCUCUUUUCUAACCUCAAAGAUCGCCACUUAUAUAUAAGAUUAUCCACAAACCCCAUAAACACACACACAAUCACAAAACACAAGAGCUCAAAACAAAAACACCAUAGCAACAAUGUCGAAAAUCUCAAAGGCUUCAUCUCUCUGUCUCUUCCUCGUCUUCGUCCUCCUUAGUUCCCGACCUGCACUCUCACUCCGCGGCCCAAACCUUCUAUCAGAACCAAAAUCAGCUCAAUCCCUAAUGGAUGAUUCAUCUUCAAUGAACAAGAUCGAGUCCGGAAAUGCAAAAUCCAUGAUUGGUGGAUUCUUCAGUCACAUGUUUCCAUUGAAGGGCUGGCCUUUCCCAAAGUACCCACCUUUCACAAUGGUUAACCCUAACAUUCCUACAAACCCAUCUGGAGCUCAAGAAGAAACCACGAAGUUACCUUCUUCUCCAAGCAAAGGCAACAAAGAUGGAGGAAACGCUUGAAGAUUGGAGUUAGCUACUUGUGUUUGAAGACAUUUCUAUGGUUUUACAUUGCAUUAAAUAAAAAAUGUAACUUUAACAACUGAAUGGUAAAAGAAGAA